Molecule: messenger RNA, 4906 nt
Organism: Nerophis lumbriciformis (worm pipefish)
Lineage: Eukaryota; Metazoa; Chordata; Actinopteri; Syngnathiformes; Syngnathidae
Gene: dpf1
Product: double PHD fingers 1
Biological process (GO): nervous system development
Cellular component (GO): nBAF complex
Source: RefSeq, a predicted model, not a curated record
AUCAUUGUAUUCCGUUUAUAUUUACAUCUAACACAAUUUCCCAACUCAUAUGGAAACGGGGUUUGUAUGAUAUUGUGUCCUGUCAUUUGUCUUUCUGUACAAUACAGUAAAUUAAUACAGUAGAUAUUAUUUUUCAGACAUAGUUGAAAAUUGUGAUUAAUCAUGUUUAAUUACUUUGAAUUUUUUUUUUCUUUGGUAGCAUCACAUUUUAUACAUCGCCAUUCGGUCCAGCGUAACUCUGCGUGUGUGUGUGUGGUUGUGUGUGUGUGUGUGUGUGUGUGUGUGUGUGUGUGUGUGUGUGUGUGUGUGUGUGUGUGUGUGUGUUUCUACCUAGCAACAGCGGUCGGUCCUCACAAAGUAAAAUAUUUUUUUUACUUUGUGUGUUUUGCAUCCUAAAGUGAGAUUGUAACUCUCUACUCCCAUCUAGUGCUAGAUAUAUAUUUUUCAUCAUUCUAGCUAUAGUGGAAAGGGGGGCCCUCACAAACUACUGACCAAACGUGUGUCCACACAAAGUAGCCAAGACGUGUGUGUGUGUGCGUGUGUGUGUGCGUGUGUGUGUGUGUGUGUGUGUGUGCGUGUGUGUAGAGUAGAGUGACCUUGAUGCCUCGACACAGCAGGAAGACACAGGAGAAAAGUGAUUAGCGGUGGCAAGACGAACGCAAAAUAAAUGAUGUCGGUCGAGUGUAAAAGUAAAUAAAGAUUCACUUAUGAAGGAGAAAGAAGGCAAAGGCGCUGAGGAUGGAGUAAGAACUUAAAGCAACAGUGGAGGAAAAUGGGGUUUGAGAGAAAGGUGACUCAUAAUGCAUCUAUUGGGGUUCUUUUUCUUUCUCCCCACAGGCAAUCUGGAGGUGCAGUCAUCAAGAACAGUCUUGGUGAAGAGUUCUACAAGGAGGCCAUUGAGCACUGUCGCAGCUACAAUGCCCGACUAUGUGCUGAGCGAUCCAUGCGUCUCCCCUUCCUGGACUCCCAGACAGGUGUGGCCCAAAGCAACUGUUACAUCUGGAUGGAGAAGAACCACCGUGGACCAGCUUCAGGUCACGCUCCAGGUCAGUUGUACACGUAUCCCGCACGCUGCUGGCGCAAGAAGCGGCGGCUAAACAUCCUGGAGGACCCACGGCUCGUACCAAUAGAGUUUAAGAUCGAUUAUGAGGCCUCUCUAAAAAAGGAGGGGGGUAUUCCAGAUGGUCCUGUUUUGGAGUCACUGCUCGCUGGGGAAACUCUGGACAAGAAGGUAGAAACAAAAGAGGAGGAGCCAAUGAGCGAGUGUCAGAAAUUGCUCGUUGGAGAUUUUCCUCAUGAGCUGGAAGUGGACGAAAUGGAGGAAGACGUGCCAAAGCGCAAGAACCGUACCAAAGCACGGGCUUAUGGGGUUGGAGGCAUGAGGAAGCGCCAAGAGCCGCCUGCCAUAGAAGACAGAGACAAGCCUUAUGUCUGUGACAUAUGUGGAAAGCGCUACAAGAACCGCCCGGGACUGAGCUACCAUUAUACUCACACACAUCUGGCAGACGAAGAGGGCGAGGAAGACUCAGAACGACACACGCUACCCUUCCAGCGCAAGAACAACCACAAGCCCAAGAAAGCGGCGGACGGCUCAGUCAUCGUCAAUGGAUACUGCGACUUUUGUCUCGGCGGGUCAAAGAAGACUGGCUGUCCCGAGGACCUUAUUUCCUGUGCGGACUGUGGACGCUCAGGCCACCCGUCCUGUCUGCAGUUCACAGUGAACAUGACAGCUGCAGUGAGGACUUAUCGCUGGCAGUGCAUCGAGUGCAAGUCCUGCAGCCUGUGCGGCACCUCCGAGAACGACGAUCAGCUGUUGUUCUGCGAUGAUUGUGACAGAGGCUACCACAUGUACUGUCUGAGCCCUCCCAUGUCAGAACCACCAGAGGGGAGCUGGAGCUGUCAUCUGUGUUUGAGACAACUGAAGGCAAAGGCCUCAGCCUACAUCACCCUCACUUAAUCUGCAGACGGCCAUUCCUCCUCUCUCAAACAUUCCCAGUCGCCCCCCUGACUGUCUGCCCCCCCCCCCCCCCUCCUUCUCCAUGAUGCCACACGUCUUUCACAGAACCCAACAACCCAGCGUCCAUUCUAGAAGAGAACCGAGCUCCGGCGUUCAUUCGUGUCACUCACGCUCCUUGCUGUGGAUGGACGACCCCUCCUAACAGUGCCACACACACACACACACACACACACACAUUCUUGUAUUUGUGACCUUCUUGAGACCUGAGAAAAAUGCCUUCCUCUUUAGGACCACCCUUUCUAGAUAUAUGAAGAUUUGUAUUUACAGCAUUUAUAAUAUAUACAUACUAUGCAAAUAUUAAAAAAAAAAGGUAGGCUUUUUAGUUACUUUUUUUUGUUGAAUUUUUUGUUUGAAAUUGGUUUGUAAUCAUUAUUUAUUUCAAGUUAUUACAGUAUGUCUCUAGUACAGGGGUCACCAACCUUUUUGAAACCAAAAGCUACUUCUUGGGUACUCAUUAAUGCGAAGGGCUACCAGUUUCCAUCCAUCCAUUUUCUACCGCUUAUUCCCUUUGGGGUUGCGGGGGACGCUGGAGCCUAUCAGCUACAAUCGGGCGGAAGUCGCCACCUCAUCACAGGGGCUACCAGUUUGAUACACACUUAAAUAAAUUGCCAGAAAUAGCCAAUUUGCUCAAUUUACCUUUAACUCUAUGUUAUUAUUCAUAAUUAAUGAUAUGUAUCUUUGUGGAAACACUGAUCAUCUUAAUGAUUUCUCACAUUAAAUAUAUAUAUAGAAACAGAUAAAUAUCAAUAUGCAACACUUUAUUUUUAUAUUUUCUCUAAGUGCACAUUUUUCAAAUUGAACAUUUUCAAAUGAUGACUUCUAAGACAGUCUUGUGAAAUCACAAUAUCCCAUUUUAACUAGCUAGCCACUAACAUUUCUUAACAAAUCAUGAAUUACUUUGCACCAGGUUUGUAAAAAUAAUAACUCAUGUAAAAUACAAAAGUCAACUCUCAAAUUUUUAAAUAAAUCAUGUCACACUUUGAAAUGGACACCAAAUCUGUUAUGUGUUUCUUUGUCAGUUAGUGAAGACCAAGUCUUUAAAAUAUUUUCUUGGAUUUUCAAAUUCUAUUUGAGUUUUGUCUCUCUUAGAAUUAAAAAUGUGGAGCAAAGCGAGACCAGCUUGCUAGUAAAUAAAUGCAACUUAAAAAAUAGAGGCAGCUCACUGGUAAGUGCUGAUAUUUGAGCUAUUUUUAGAACAGGCCAGCGGGCUACUCAUCUGGCCCUUACGGGCUACCUGGUGCCCGCGGGCCCCGCGUUGGUGACCCCUGCUCUAGUACAUAUUUAUUUACUUUUUUUAAAUUAAUUUCAGCCAAAGGGGGCGCAUUUCAAUUUCUCACACACACAUUUGUUAUUACGUAUGUUGGCCAGAGGGGAAGCACUUCGAAUUUUUACACACACUUGUUAUUUCAUAUGUUGACCCAACUUUUAAAACCGACACAGUCAAUUUGAAAAAUCUCUCCUUUUUUGGGACCACCCUAAUUUGCGAUAGAUUUCACCACUAGGGGUGCUAAUGCCAUCUCUGGGUUGGGGAGGAGAUCUUGCCCCGAGUGGAGAAGUUCGAGUACCUCGGAGUCUUGUUCACGAGUGAGGGAAGAGUGGAUCGUGAGAUCGACAGGCGGAUCGGUGCGGCGUCUUCAGUAAUGCGGACGCUGUAUCGAUCCGUCGGGGUGAAGAAGGAGCUGAGCCGGAAGGCAAAGCUCUCAAUUUACCGGUCGAUCUACGUUCCCGUCCUCACCUAUGAUCAUGAGCAUUGGGUUAUAACCGAAAGGACAAAGUCACGAGUACAAGCGGCCGAAAUGAGUUUCCUGUGCCGGGUGGCAUGGCUCUCCCUUAGAGAUUGGGUGAGAAGCUCUGCCAUCCGGGAGGAGCUCAAAGUAAAGCCACUGCUCCUCCACAUUGAAAGGAGCCAGAUGAGGUGGUUCGGGCACCCGAAUGCCUCCCUAGGGAGGUGUUUAGGGCACGUCCGACUGGUAGAAGGCCACAGGGAAGACCCAGGACACGUUGGGAAGACUAUGUCUCCCGACUGGCCUGGGAACGCCUCAGGAUCCCCCGGGAGGAGUUGGAUGACGUGGCUGGGGAGAGGGACGUCUGGGCUUCUCUGCUUAGGCUGCUGCCCCCGCGGAGGAAAAUGAAAUAAAAGAUGGAUGCUAAUGAGACAGUCUCUAUUAGAUGCAAUGGUUUUCCCUAUUGGGACCGUGAUUUCGUUCCUAACUUGUUCACCAGUCCUCAUAUGGUAGGUACUUUUCAGUGUGAGCCUGCUCAGUGGUCUAGUGGUUAGAGUGUCCGCCCUGAGAUCGGUAGGUUGUGAGUUCAAACCCCGGCCGAGUCAUACCAAAGACUAUAAAAAUGGUACCCAUUGCCUCCCUGCUUGGCACUCAGCAUCAAGUGUUGGAAUUGGGGGUUAAAUCACCAAAAUGAUUCCCGAGCGCGGCCACCGUUGCUGCUCACUGCUCCCCUCACCUCCCAGGGGGUGGAACAAGGGGAUGGGUCAAAUGCAGAGGUUAAUUUCACCACACCUAGUGUGUGUGUGUGACUAUCAGUGGUACUUUAACUUUGUUGAUGUCUCAAGAAGGGUAGAAAUGCAAGAAGACACACACACACACACACACUCAAACGAAUUCAUCAGCCGGCAAUAGGUCCGCUCCAAAGACACACACUCCAGCCUGCCAAGGGCACUUUGGAGCAAGAGUACUCCACUGGAGAACCUCUUAAGAGCCCUCAGAAGAGCCCUAAUGAUCUUUGGCUGCAACUCAGUCAAGUAGUGAGUGAGAAUUAACAAGAUGGAUGGGCACCAGGCAGAGUACGUGGCUUUGGAGACACUGGACAACAACGGAGCAGUAUGUUCUCGUCCUAUAAACUGCGGACAAAUAAACUUCAUCCUGUUUUAAA